AAUGUCAGAAAUGAAUAUGGAUACAGCGUCCGAUUUAGAAGAUGAAAUGUUAAAUCCUGGUCCAUGGUUUCCUGUAUUUGACACGGAAGAGUUUGACAUGCCAGAAAUGCAGGAAUUUCGGGGAAAUCGUCUGGGACCAGUUGAUGUUCGGCCGGAUGAUAAGCCUCAUGAAUUGUUCCUAUCAAUGGUGACGGACCCAGAAAAUGUGGACAACAAUGUGGUGGACCUUCUAGUAAAAGAAACCAACAGAUACGCAGAAGAUAGGAAAGCAGUCGGAAAUUUGAAACCACGAUCAAGGCUCCAUAUGUGGCGUCCAGUCAAUAAUGAAGAAAUGAAAGCUUUUCUGGGACUCCUGCUGCUAAUGGGAAUAAUACAGAAGCCAACAUUAGCUUCGUAUUGGGAAACACAAGACAAGCUGUGGUUGAGACGAACGCCUUCUUUCCGUUCCGUGAUGACAAGGGACCGAUUUUUAGCCAUUUUGUCUAAUCUUCACAUCAAUAAUAACCAGACAGCACUGCCAAGGGACCAUCCACAGUAUGAUCCAAUGUAUAAAGUGAGACCAGCUAUAGAUGUAUGCAACACGGCAUUUAGGAAGAAUUACAGGUUAGGAAGAGACAUUUGUGUAGAUGAAAGAAUAGUCGGAUUUAAAGGUAGACAUAAUAUCGUCCAAUAUAUUUCAAAGAAAAAGUCCCAUCAGUGGGGAGCCAAGCUAUGGGUUCUAAGUGAAUCUGAUACAGGUUAUACUGAGCAAGUACAGUUGUACUUUGGAAGACGUAACCGUCAGCAGCCAUAUCCCAAUGGAGUUGGCUAUUCAGUUGUUACAGAGUUAGUGGAGCCACAUUAUAAUAAAUUUCAUCAUGUCACAACAGACAGCCUUUUUACCAGUCCUAAACUAACACACGACUUGCUGGGUAAUGACACUUACUCCACUGGAACAGUCUUAGCAGGCAGGAAGGGAAUGCCAUUAAGUUUUAAAACGUUGAAAACCCCUAAAGGAACGGUUAAUGCUAAGAAGCAGGGAAAUAUACUAGCAAUUCACUGGUCUGAUCGUCGGCAGGUGCGAUUUCUUACAUCAUCUGACCAUUGCAGGUUGGAAACUGCUUCAAAUUCUAAGGGAAAGGAAAAGGUCGCUCCGGGAGUUGUCCAUACUUACAAUGAAAACAUGGGAGGAGUAGAUUUAGGAGAUCAACUUUUAUCAGUGUAUGAUCCAGACAUACGUUCGGUGAAACUAUGGAAAAAGAUUCUUGUUAAUCUUUUAUUGACUGCUUGUGUGAAUGCAUAUAUUUGCCACAAGAGAUCAUUCCUCUUGGGUAGAAAGUUAACCCAUCUUCAGUUUCAACAAGAAAUUGUGACUGGCUUAGUUGGGGACCAUACAAUUCAACGAAGAGUUUUGGAUAGGAAUGGAGAAGGUGCGACUAGUAGAGCAACCUCAGAGCAUUUCCUCUUUGAAAUCCCUGGAAGAAAAAGAAGGAAUUGUGUUUCCUGUCAUAACCGGAAGGUUAGAACUUGGUGCCAACAGUGCAGAGAAGGUCUCUGUCUAGGAAAAUGUUUCAAGGACUUCCACAAACAAAAGCAACGUCAAGACGUGCACGAAGAGUAAAUUAACUUAUAAAAUUCAUUACCACUGUGUACGUCGCUGUAUUACUAGAUGUAUAUAUACGAUUUGUAAUGAUGUGUGAGGUGAACUGUUUUUGAACAGAAUUAAAAAUAUGAAAAUAUGUAUGUUUUAUUUCUGUUGACCAAAUAAAAAUAAAGAUACAAUUUAAUGCCUCAAACUUAAUGACAUGAGAAAGACCAAUUGUAUAGGGUUCAAAUAGUUCUUUUAACGAUUUCAUUAGUUUUUUGUGGUUGUAUGACGCUUCGGUAAAAAAAAACUUUUUCUGUUUUGUAUUAUAAAGUGCUUGACGUUAUUUAAUUGAAAAGCGCCAAACUUGCUGAAGA
Molecule: messenger RNA, 1941 nt
Organism: Mytilus trossulus (common blue mussel)
Lineage: Eukaryota; Metazoa; Mollusca; Bivalvia; Mytilida; Mytilidae
Product: piggyBac transposable element-derived protein 4-like
Exons: 4
Coding region: 2-1600 (532 amino acids)
Source: RefSeq, a predicted model, not a curated record